AUGAAACUGACAAAGAAACGAUUAUCAGGAGAGAAAAUGGCUACUCCAGCUGCUGCUGCAAAUGGAGAAAUCACUGAGGCGGAUAGAAAACUUCUGGAAGAAUUGAGAUCCAAAAUUCAAGGAGAAUUGGAAUUGGUCAAAGCCUACGAUGAUGAUUUUUCGCUGAUGAGAUGGUUGAUUGGGUGGGAUCGCAAGAUUGACGUCGUCGUCCCCAAAAUCAAGUUCUCCCUUCGUGCUAUCCAUGCCCUUGGCCUUGACAAAGAAGACCUCUCAACCCUGGAAAAAGUCACCGAAAAAUGCGACGAAUGCAGUGUUCCACUUCGAUAUCUUCCUGGUUCCCUAAUCGGAUUGGAUAAGGAGAACAACGUGGUUUCCCUUCAAAUGAUCGGUCAUCUCGAUGCGGCUGGACUCAUGCCAGCUACCAGAAACUCGGAUUUAUAUAGAAUGAGAAUUGCAGAGAGUGAAGGAGUCAUGCAGAUUAUCAGAAAGAUGGAGAAGGAACAAGGAAAACCAUUCGGAACUUCGGUCAUCUUCGAUCUCGAUGGUUUAUCGAUGGCUCAAAUCGACAUGGCUGCUUUGAAAUGUGUCACCACGAUGUUGUCGCAGUUGCAGGAAAUGUUCCCUGAUGUCAUUCGAAAGAUCUUCGUCAUCAACACCCCGACUUUCAUUCAAGUUCUCUGGGGAAUGAUUUCUCCGUGUCUCGCCAAGCAGACUCAGCAGAAAGUGAAGAUUCUUGGAAACGACUGGAAGCAGCAUUUGAAGGAAACUAUUGGAGAAGAGGUGCUAUUUGAGAGAUGGGGAGGAACUCGUCAGGCAGAGACUGAAUAUGGAAAUGUCAGAAUGGGAGGGAAGAUUCCUGCCGAGUUGAGAUAUGAUCCAGCCAAUGAUCUCCCCGCCGAGAAACUCACAAAACUCAUUAUCUCAUCACGUUCAACCUCUUUCGUUCCAAUCACACUCGAAGGAAAUGUGCCUGGAAGGAAGUUGUAUUGGUGGUGGAGACUUGAGAACAAUGAUGUCAAUUUCUCGAUUCUUCGUGCUGCAGAAGGACAGGAGAAGGUUGCAGAACAUGACGAUGACUAUAUGGUUCAUCCGAAAUUCAAACUCCAAACUGAAUUCGUGCCGGAAGACGGAGAAGUUUCGGCUGAGGAGCCAGGAGUGUAUAAAUUUGUGUUUGAUAAUACGCAUAGUACAUUUAGAUCAAAGACUGUCAAAUAUUUCAUCGAGGUGCGAAACCCAUAA
Caenorhabditis remanei is the source of this 1239-nucleotide messenger RNA. RefSeq lists its product as uncharacterized. Lineage: Eukaryota; Metazoa; Nematoda; Chromadorea; Rhabditida; Rhabditidae. The transcript has 4 exons. The record is from RefSeq and is a predicted model, not a curated record. The coding region runs from base 1 to 1239 and encodes 412 amino acids. Gene Ontology annotation, cellular component: cytoplasm.